Messenger RNA from Ilyonectria robusta, 993 nucleotides. RefSeq lists its product as uncharacterized. Gene Ontology annotation, molecular function: nitronate monooxygenase activity. NCBI's taxonomy places the organism in Eukaryota, Fungi, Ascomycota, Sordariomycetes, Hypocreales, Nectriaceae. The transcript has 3 exons. The record is from RefSeq and is a predicted model, not a curated record. Bases 1 to 993 code for a protein of 330 amino acids.
AUGCCUAUCGCAACAGAGCUCACCCGCCGACUGGGCAUCCGAGUGCCCAUCGUCCAGGGCGGCAUGAUGCACGUCGGCACCGCGGAGAUGGCCUCAGCCGUCUCCAACGCCGGCGGUCUGGGCCUCAUCACAGCCCUCAUCUUCCCCACGCCCGAGGCCCUCCGCGACGAGAUCCGCCGCUGCCGAACCCUCACCCCGAACCCCUUCGGCGUCAACAUCACCCUGCUGCCGUCCAUGGUGCCCCCGAACUACGCCGCCUUCGCCCAGACCGUCAUCGACGAGGGCAUCCGCGUCGUCGAGACGGCCGGAAACUCGCCCGGCCCCAUCAUCACCCAGCUCAAGAAGGCCGGCAUCACCAUCCUGCACAAGUGCACCACCAUCCGCCACGCCCAGAGCGCCAUUAAGCUUGGCGUCGACUUCCUCAGCAUCGACGGCUUCGAGUGCGCCGGCCACGUCGGCGAGAGCGACAUCACCAACUUCAUCCUGCUCAGCAGGGCGCGCCAGUCGCUCAAGGUGCCCUUCAUCGCGAGCGGUGGCUUUGCCGAUGGCAACGGCCUGGCGGCUGCGCUGUGCCUCGGCGCCUGCGGCAUCAACAUGGGCACCCGCUUCAUGGCCACCGUCGAGUCCCCCAUCCACAUCAAGGUCAAGGAGGAGAUCGUGCGCGCCCAGGAGACCGACACUACGCUGCUGUUGCGCCGUUGGACCAACACCACCCGCCUGUACAAGAACAAGGUGGCCCUCGACGGACUCAAGAUCGAGAAGGAGAGCACCACCGGCAAGUUUGAGGAGAUUGCGCCCUACGUCAGCGGCAAGAGGGGCAAGGAUGUGUUUAUCAACGGUGAUGUAGAGUAUGGCGUCUGGACAGCAGGACAGGUCAUCGGUCUCAUUCACGAUAUUCCCACAUGUGACGUCCUCGUCAAGCGAAUCGAGAAAGAAGCAGAGGAAACUCUGAAGGAGAGACUGGCUCUGCUUGUGCCAGAGUCGAAGCUAUAG